This is a messenger RNA of Cotesia glomerata, 2740 nucleotides long. It is a transcript of the gene TBC1D23, whose product is annotated as TBC1 domain family member 23. Lineage: Eukaryota; Metazoa; Arthropoda; Insecta; Hymenoptera; Braconidae. The record is from RefSeq and is a predicted model, not a curated record. Bases 241 to 2262 code for a protein of 673 amino acids. Gene Ontology annotation, cellular component: trans-Golgi network. The transcript is spliced from 5 exons. Gene Ontology annotation, biological process: retrograde transport, endosome to Golgi.
UUGUGACAAACUUCAGUUCAGUCUUGUCUGAGUUGUCAUUGACUAUCGUGUUCUUCAUAUGUGACACAUUAUAUACAUAAUGCAAAAAACUAAUAACAAUCGACAAAGAUCUCUGCUGGGUUUUAAAAACAUACGGAUUUAGUUUAACACAAAAAAAAUCUAAAACAUUCACUUGUGAAUAAAUUUUAUCAUUAUUGAAGCAGAAUAUUUAAUAAUCCAUCCAAGUUAUUUUUCUCCAAAAUGGCUCUAAAUGAAGACGAAAACACCUGGGCAUUGGAAUUAGAAGCAGCUCUUUUGGACGCGGAGUCACUCUCAGCAUCAGAUAUUUAUGCUAUGACAAAAGGCCAGCCGAUUCCUGCUCAUUUGAGGCCAGAUGUUUGGCAAGCAUGCCUAGAUGUCACGAACAGAGGGAACCAGUUGAUUCAUUUUAAUGAAAUAUUUGAUCUUCCUGAGCAAAAUCUUAUCAGAAAAGAUUGCCAGCAGCUUGUUGAUAAGUUGGGCAAUGAUGACUGCGAUAAAGUGUCUGUGCUAUCUGACUUGGAGUCGAUAGUAACAUUCUACUGUAAAAGCCGCGGUAAAAAAUACGAGACCGGUAAUGGGUGGUUGGAAUUACUGGGACCACUGAUAUCUUUAAAGUUACCUCGUUCUGCUACGUACAAUUUAUUCGAGGCCAUCAGAGACGUCUAUGUCCCGCGAGGUGACACACACAGUUCUAUACUUCGACUUCUAUUGCUGUAUCAUGACCCAGAGUUGUGUUCUUUCCUCGACACCAAACGCGUUUCUCCUGAUCAAUAUACCAAAGGAUGGAUUAAUACACUUUUUGCAGGUGUAUGUACGUUGCCUGUUAUUCACACAAUAUGGGAUCUUUAUUUUAUGCAGGAAGAUCCUUUUUUUAUGUUGUUUUCAUCACUUGUUAUGGUUGUUAAUGCAAGAGAAAAAAUUUUAAGUAUGAAAGACGACGAUAGACAAAAUAUAAUAGACACAUUAUCAGCAAUGCCACGAGCAAUAGAAGUUGAAGAUGUUCCUGACUUUUGUUCGUUAGCGCAAUACUACAAGCUAACAACACCAACUUCAUUUAAACAAGAAUUGUAUCCGAUAAUGUUUGGGGAGGGUGGUGAUGAAAAAUUUAUAUCACAUGCUUUGUGUUUGCCAGUAACAGCUGAAGAAUUAGUGGAAAAUACCAUUGAAGCACCGCAAUGUUCAAGUAUUCCUUCCGAGUCGGUUCGAUUUUUCCUAGUGGAUUGUCGUCCAGUUGAGCAGUACAAUGCUGGUCAUUUGCCUACUGCAUUUCAUCUAGAUUGUAACUUGAUGCUCCAAGAGCCUGCGGCAUUUGCGACCGCUGUUGACGGAUUGUUGCGAGCCCAACGACAAGCGUUAGCCAUUGGUUCGAAUGCCGGUGGUGAACAUUUGUGCUUCGUCGGUAGUGGCAGACAAGAGGAAGAUCGCUACACUCACAUGGUAGUCGCAUCCUUUUUACAAAAGCACACCCAGUAUGUCAGUAUGGUGAAAAAUGGCUACCAAGCAAUUCACGAGUACUUUGGUGAUGAAGUUAUCACUAAUUUAGUCGACCACAAUUUUCAGCGAUGCUUAAUUUGUAACUCUAAUUCCUCGGAGGGUAACUCGAAAAAUACCAGUCCAACUAAAAAUAAAAGCAAUUCCGAUUUGUUUGGUAAAAUAGGAAUGGCUAUGAAACUCAAGAGUCAAGAGGUCAAGGGCAAAUUGUUUGACUACAUCGUUAAUCCGUCGACUAGUGUCAAUAGUAGUAAUAAGGAUGAUAGUAAAAAAGAAGAUGAGCCUUCCAAACGGUCUAAACCGACUAUGCCUGUUUUUAGUAUCGAUGAUGUUCAUGAUCCAGAUAUGGUUAUUAGUAAUCCGGAAAAUGAACAACCUGUUGAAGUUGUUUCUAUAAGUCAGUGGUUGAAAAAUCCACAAUUGUUACAUUCCUUCAAGUGUCAAGAAGUUAAAGUUAAUGGAUAUGUUUAUGAAAGCCAUUUAUUAGUUACCGAUAGCCAUCUUAUAGUCCUAAGAGAGAUCCAAGAACGCAGAGAUGCAGCGCAUGUCAUUGUUAAACGUCCACUGUCAAAUAUCGUUAGAAUAACAUCGCGUAAACAUCAUCCAGAUUUAAUAACAUUUAAAUACGGUACUACACAGAGUGAUAUGCUAGUUAUUUCGGAUAUGGACAGACUUCUUAUUCCCAACGGAGGUGAAGCUGUUAAAUUAAUUUCGCAACAAAUUCUGAAGGAAUUGAAGAGUUCCAAAUAACAUGAGUGAUUAAAUGUAUACAUGUAUGAAUGACACUUGUAUAUGUUCACCUCAAUCGAAUGCUAGAUAUUAAUAAGUAAAAAGUAAAUGAUUUAAUUUCAAUGGAAGAUUUAUUGCUAUUAAAUAAUUACAUUGAAGAAUUAUUUAUUUUAUUUAGUACUUAUUUUGAGUAAUGAUGAGUUAAAGUAAUUUAUACGUCCAUUAUUUAUGACAAAGUGCCAUUAUUGUGUAUGUGCAUUCCUUUUUACAUAAAUAUCAAAGAAAAAAUGUCUUCAAGACAAGUUAGUUAAAAAAUUAUGUUUGUCAUUUAAUUAUUGUUUAAAUAUUUUAAAAGUUAGUUAUUAUUUUACUGUUAUUGGCUAUUUAAUAGCUUCUGCCUAAUUGAUAAGCAAUGUGAAUACGUAUUUAUAUUAAUUAAAAAAAAACAAUUAUUGAUGGUGUACAAUUUAUAUCUUUACAAUUUGCAAAAUUGCAAGUU